Molecule: messenger RNA, 2541 nt
Organism: Pogoniulus pusillus (Red-fronted tinkerbird)
Lineage: Eukaryota; Metazoa; Chordata; Aves; Piciformes; Lybiidae
Gene: INA
Product: internexin neuronal intermediate filament protein alpha
Exons: 3
Coding region: 59-1399 (446 amino acids)
Biological process (GO): intermediate filament organization
Cellular component (GO): intermediate filament; postsynaptic intermediate filament cytoskeleton; cytoplasm
Molecular function (GO): structural constituent of postsynaptic intermediate filament cytoskeleton
Source: RefSeq, a predicted model, not a curated record
GCCCCGCCCCGCCGUACAUAAGCGCUGCCGCCGCCGCCGGCGGUCCUGAAUCGCCGCCAUGAGCUAUAGCGCGGAGCCGGCGGCACUGGCCGCCCCCUAUCGCCAUCUAUACGCGGAGGGCCUGUGGCGCCCCGAGGGGUCGACUGGCCUGCGGGCGCGCCCGGGCGCGGAGCCGGGGCUGGGAUGGGAACGCAGCUGCGAGCCGCGGCAAACGCGGGCCAGCGAGAAGGAGCAGCUGCAGGGCCUGAACGAGCGCUUCGCCGGCUACAUCGACCGGGUGCGGGCGCUGGAGGAACGGAAUCGGGCGCUGGCGGCAGAGCUGGCGGCGCUGCGGCAGCGGUCGGCAGAGCCGCGCCGGCUGGGCCAGCUGCUGGGUGGGGAGCUGCGCGCCCUGCGCGCCCGGCUUGAGGAGGCGCACGGGGAGCGGGCGCAGGCUGCCUUGGAGCGGGCGCGCCUGGCCGAGGAGACGCAGCGGCUGCGGGCGCGCUGCGAGGAGGAGGCGCGGGGCCGAGCCGAGGCGGAGCAGGCGCUGCGCUCCCGGCAGCAAGUAGCCGAGGCGGCCGCCCGGGCACGCGCCGACCUGGAGCGGCGAGCGGCGGCUCUGCGGGAGGAGCUGGCGGCGAUGCGCAGCGCCCACGCCGAGCAGCUGGCCCAGCUGGGCGCCGAGCUCCGCGCCGCCGCACCCCUGGCGCCGCCAGCCGCCGCGCGGCCCGAUUUGGCGGCGGCGCUGCGGGAGCUGAGGGCCCAGUACGAGGAUCUGGCGGCUCGCAACCUGCAGGCGGCCGAGGACUGGUACCGCGCCCGCUGCGCCCGUCUCCACGAGCGGGCGGCCCGCAGCCAAGAGGCUGUCCGCGCCAGUCGCCGGGAGGCCGGCGAGUGCCGCCGCCAGCUCCAGGCCCGUCUGGCGGAGAUGGAGAGCCUACGCGGUGCCCACCAGUCUCUGGAGAGGCAGCUGCAGGAGCUGGAGGAGCGGCACAACGCCGAGGCCGCCAGCCUGCAGGACACAAUUGGGCAGCUGGAGGAUGACCUGCGAAACACCAAAACCGAGAUGGCUCGGCAUUUGCGGGAGUACCAAGACCUGCUUAAUGUCAAGAUGGCCCUUGAUAUUGAGAUAGCUGCUUACAGGAAGCUUCUGGAGGGAGAGGAGACCCUCUUCAACAUGGGAAGCACUAGCCUGUCAGAGCCCAAUCUUCUCUCCAACCCCACUUACUCUUUCCAGCCAAGAGGUUUUAGUUCCUCUACCCUGUCCUUCAAGGAGAAGAAGCAAGGAGAGGUUAUUACAGUGACCUCUAAAAUAUCAUGCAGCAGGGCUGAGGUGAUUGAGGGGACCGUAAGUUCUGCCAAGAAAAGAGGGAGAUUAAACAUGCAUGAUGGAAUCAUUGCAAAUGCAAAAAUGUAACUGUCAGGAUCCUGUCCAUUUUGGAUUUGAUGAGGAACAGUCUCCACUUAGCCUUUAAAUCACCCCUCCAGGCACAAAGAUAUACUGGGCUUGCAGGAGGCUCUUCCUUAGAAACACAUAGCUCCCUAGAGACAACAACCUGGGGCAGCUUCCUCAUGGGUCCCACCAUGUGGAAGCUGAGCUUGGCACAUUGCUCCCUUUUAAAUGGGGCAGAGGCAUGGACAGAUAGCUUGAUGCAUGUUGGUCAUUGUUAUGGUGGCACAGUGGACUUGUAGCACUCACCACCGCUCCCUUCCCUCCUCCAUCAACAUGUGAGGAGCUGGCUGAGACUGCUGCUCAGCUGGCUCCUGGGGAGAGCACAGGGGAGUGAGGGAAACGUUUACUGUAACUAGUUUCAAGGAUACUAUACAAAUCCAUGUUUAUCCAAACUAUACCCCACUCCUCAGGCUGUAGCUGACCACUUUUAAUUCCAGAAGCACAGAAAUAGCCAUACUGGACUGUUACCACACCUGGUGUCUGGUCUGUGAGCCACUUACAUUUUAAACUGUAAGGGAUGUUUGUUUUCUUUUGUCCUGGCAGUUCUCUGGUUUUUGGCAGUGAUAAUCUGGGCAGGCAUGCAGCAGCAUGUGCAGAGCAGGGCACUAGUGUAUCAGAGGUGAAGACAUCACCAUGCCAGAAGGCACAGCACCUCACCUGGUGUCACUGGCUUCAAAAUGACAGGGUCUGCAGGGCCACUCAUUUGGCUGCACAGUAAUUGGACAAAACCUCAGUGCUCACAUUAGCAUUGUGUCCCAGCUGGUGCUGUGAAGCUGCAGGACUCCAAACACCAGCACACAAAGCAUUCUUGUCUCCACUCUAACUGUUCCAAUGUGUGCCAAAUUUGAUAUAGGAUUUACAACCGUAGGUUUCCUUCAAUGCCUUAACAUUGCCACUGAUUGCUUUUGCAAGAGCCAGAGAUUCUCUGUGUGUGUGUUGUAGUGUGUCAAUGCCCUGGCAAGGUUAUCAUCAGAGACCUUAAUGCCCUCAUGGUGGUGCCAGAGUAGUUCCUGGAACCAGCAAAUUGUUUGCUCACUCUCUUUCCUCUUCUAUUGUAAGGCACAAAUUAACAAAUAAAGAAAAAGAAAUAGUUAAGUGGAUCAAAA